Molecule: messenger RNA, 1701 nt
Organism: Nymphaea colorata (pocket water lily)
Lineage: Eukaryota; Viridiplantae; Streptophyta; Magnoliopsida; Nymphaeales; Nymphaeaceae
Exons: 6
Coding region: 103-1338 (411 amino acids)
Molecular function (GO): lipid binding
Source: RefSeq, a predicted model, not a curated record
GAGAGAAAGAGAGAGAGGAGAGAGAGGAGGAGGAGACAGCGUUUAUAUCCACGGGGAGAGCAUUGAUUUACCGCCAAGCAACGCAUAGCGCGAGCGUCGGAGAUGGUGAAACACAGCUCCUCAGCUGCGACUCUGAGCCCUGAUUCCAUGGGGUUGCAGGAAUUAUGGCGGGGGACGGAACACGGAAGGUGGUUCGUCUUCAUCUUCACCAGCUUCGCCCUUCUCUUCGUCUUCGUCUACCACUCUUUUUGGCGAGCUCUUGGGAGAAGAAGCGUUGGCCGUCGAGAUCACCAUGUUGGAGAGGCACCAAGAAUGGUUACUCAAAGCGAAAGCUCUUCUUUACGGCUGUCUAUUGUCUCGGAUGUGGAUUUGCGAAAUUUAAUGACUGAUUUGGAAGAUGAUUCCAGUAGGGACAACUGGGAACCUGUCAUAGACAAAAGGAACAAUCUGGUUUCCUACAAUGCAAAGUGCUUUAAGGCGGAGGGUGGUCCUUUGAAAUAUGUGAGUGAGACAACAUUUGAAAAAUGCUCUUCAAGUCUGUUGAGAGAUUUCUACAUGGACAAUGAGUAUAGAAAAGUUUGGGAUAAGACAGUUGUUGAAUACGAGCAGUUGGAGAUCAAUGAAGAUACUGGUGUUGAGAUAGGACGCAUGGUCAAGAAGUUCCCUCUUCUUUCACCAAGAGAAUAUGUAUUGGCAUGGCGUAUAUGGGAAGGGAAAGAUCAAGAAUUCUAUUGUAUUACUAAGGAUUGCAAUCACUCUUUGGCACCACAACAAAAGAAAUAUGUUCGCGUGAAAUCUUUCUUUUCUGGUUGGAGGAUUAGAAAAGUUCCUGAUAGAGAGGCCUGUGAAAUCAAAAUUGCUUAUGUUGAGGAUGCUGGUAUGAAUUCUGAGGUUGCGAAGCUUGUUUUUGCGAAGGGCAUCUGGAGUUACAUCUGUAAGAUGGAUUCUGCUCUUCGCAAGUAUCCGUCGACCAAUGUAGUUAGCUCAAGAUCAGAAUUGAGUGCUAUCAGGUUUAUGCAGAAGGUUCCUCCUUACCUAGAAACCCAGAGUGAAAUCUCACGUGCACCUGCCCCCGAGCUUUCAAGAAAAGAAGCAGCACGGGGAAAACUUCUUCAAAAGCCUUCAAAGAAGACAAUUACAAAGGGGUUGAUGUUAGUUGGCAGUGCCGUUGUUUUAGCAAGAAGUCAUUCUUCCCUUGGUGCCAAGCUUGCUAUGUUCUGCAUAGUGAACAAUCUGGUUAAGGGCCGGACUGCUGCAAGUAGAGUUGAGACAAACCAAACCGGGCCAAGUCGAGCAUCUCGAAUCAGGUCAAGCAUCCCUCAGUGGCCUGACAAAUAAUGUGCAGCAAUAGAUGCCUAAAGGAACUAUUAGUAUCGUCUGCUAAUUAACUCAAGCAUGACACUGGCAGCCAAUGGAAUUGUAAAUAUAUCUCCUCUAGAGUAUUCUUCAAGUUUUUGUGUCAUUAUGUUGGUUGCUGGAUGUGUGGACUCAAACGAGGCAGAGGCAGGGCAGUUCCUGAUUUAUGGUGGUUGACAUCGGCAGCUGGGCUUCUGUCUUUGCUCUGUGUUGUGUAGCUCCUUGUAAAUGAUAUCAUGGCUUUACUUGAGUUGAAUAUAUGAAGCUUGCUGUAAAGUUGAUUCUCUUUAAGCAGUUCACUCUUGCUUGGACUGACUACAUUAAAGAAUGAAGCUUUGACGCCUA